UAAGGGUUAAUUAAUUACGGCAUCAUUAUAUUAUAUCAUACUCCGUAUUAUAUUUUCAACUUAAUUAAUUGAAGUGCCAUUUAGUUUGUGGUUUGAUCCAUAAAUAUUACAGAGACGACGAUAAUGGAGGAGCAUCAAUACACCACCACUUUUAUCCUUAGCGAAGACGAUGCAGCUUUGACAGCUACAUGUGGUGCGGAUUCGAGGCGUCAUUGCCACGUCCACUUCACGUACGAGAUUGUCGGACUGGAGUCGUACGAGGAUUCCCACACCUUGUGUGUCUUCAGCGACUUGCUCCACGCGCCAGAGGAGCAACGUCAUGACCUUUUCUGGGAGGAGCUCGCGACAAUAUGGCCCAUCGACGACGAAGCCAUCAUCCACUCCAUCGCAGACGCCGUCAUUGCUCGGGUCGCCCUGCAGUCCGUGUCGAGCGUUCGGGUCGACAUACGCACCACCGCCUACGAUGAGGUUUACGACGACGCCUUGGAUAAUUUUCCUGCUGCGGCGGAGCCGGUGGUUUCGCUGGAAGUGAUCCAGAUGUCACUGAAGAGGAAGAGAGUGGAGGAGUGCGGCGAAGAGGGGGUGGUUUGCUCCAUUUGUCUCGACGGAGUGUCGUCGGGAGCGGAGGUGGCGGUCAUGCCCUGCAACCAUUCUUCAUUUCACUUGGAUUGCCUUUUCACUUGGUUGCACAGAAAUCGCUCCUGUCCUCUCUGUCGUCGCCAGAUUUCCGUCUGUGAUUCUUGAUACGAUCGAGCUAGUAGCUUACACAUUAUCUACAUGCAGGGCUUAGUGCUUACGCAACCAAAUUGUUAAUUCUUCUACAAAAUUAACUUUUUUAUCAUCAUUAAUACCAUGUACAGUUUUGUUUAAUAUAAUCAUUAAGGGCUUUAUUUUAUUUCUAUUAAUAGAGAAUUUCUUCAUGAUAUGUGUAUCGAUCUAGGUGAUCAUUGAUCAAGUCUGAUCAUCAUUUACCCUUUAACAAAUUAUUAUUACGAAGUAUUAUGUGCUUAUCAGUUAUCAGAAGAAUAAUAUGCAUUCUUUU
Messenger RNA from Cuscuta europaea, 1042 nucleotides. Lineage: Eukaryota; Viridiplantae; Streptophyta; Magnoliopsida; Solanales; Convolvulaceae. The record is from the annotation of a GenBank genome assembly.